UUCCAAGUUUUCGGCAUACCAAAUCUGCCUCUGAAUUGCUACUUAUCUGAGUCUUUCCCAAGUUUUGCUUUACUUUGACGCAAUCAUGAGGCAACUGUUGUUGCUGUUGGUUGGAGUCGCUUUUGCGCAUGCCGCUGUUCCUACCCAGGAAGGGUACUUUGCGGCUGGGCGUGAGUACUUGUACCGGUAUGAAGGUCAGGUACUCAGCGGGAUCCCGGGGGUCAGUAAAGAAGUGGCAGGCAUCAAGAUUGUUGCCGACACGCGCAUCCAGAUGAGGGAUGACAACAAAUGUCUACUGGAGUUGGAGGAAGUGGAAUUGUCCAAGCUUCAGACAGAGACAGAGAACCCGGCCAAGCAGCAGAGCCAGGACAAACUCCAGCGUCUGCAGCCAGAGAUUGAACAACCCAUCCUGCACCAGCUGGUCAAAACCAUUGAGUUCAGAUACGUGGAUGGAAAGGUCUCCCACAUUGUGACAUCUCAAGAUGAGCCGGUGUGGUCUGCUAACGUCAAGAAGGCAAUCUUGGAACUGAUGCUGGUCAACAUCCGCGGCACUGAUGACUUGAAUGAACCAGACUCACAGAGCACACAGCCUAGCAACAUUAUUCGCCAGAAGGAACACUACCGUGUGAUGGAGAGAGGCAUCGCUGGUAACUGCGAGUCGGUUUACAACGUCAAGGUUUCUAAGCCCGUGUCCAACAUCAUCGACAAACAAGUGCAGCCCAAGCGCUUUGUCCUGAACAUCACCAAGACCCGUGACCUCAUUGAGUGCCAACAGCGCACCCAGCGCUCCAAGCUUUCCAUCCUGGCUGGCAAGAAGUGCGAGCGGUGCCAGAAGGAGCAGCAGGAGGAUACCCAGCAGCCUCUGACAAAUGAACCGAUCCCAGAGCCCUUCAGCCAGCCCACUGAGAAGAAGGAGGAUCUGAUGAAAUGCCUCAGCCAGGUGCGUUACAGCAUCAGUCUGAAGGACCACACCAAGUUUAUGAUCGACGCCGUGGUGGCCGAGGGCAAACACAUCUUCCAGCCGUUUGGACAGAAGGGUGGACGGGCGGUCACAUUCGUCAACCAAACCUUCAUCCUGAAGAACACACGCGAGACACCCGAGGACCAACUCAUCCCCGACGUGACGAACCCCAAGCAACAGCCCGAGGACCUUCGCUUCGUCUUCCAGGAUUGGACCAAGCACCAGCACGACGCUGAGGAGGACCGUGAGCUGACGGCCGAAGACGGACCCCACAUGAGCCAGAUCCGCCAUAAGGUGAAGCUGUUCCUUCAGACGAUCUACGACAGUAUCCAUGACGACCGCAUCACCGAGGACGCCCCCAAGCGUUUCAUCCUCUUGGUCAAGACGCUGAACAAGUUCAGCCCCCUGGAGCUCACCCACAUCUAUGACAGACUCGGCAAGAAGUUUGCCAGCGACACGGAGGAUGUCAAGGAAAAGAAGCAAAUUCUGCUGGAUGCGCUCAUCCAGGUGGAGAACGACAAGUCCGUGGAGAUUCUGAUCGACCAGAUUGGCAAGAGGAAUCUCAUCAAAGAGGAAGCCAGUCAGAUCCUGAGCACCAUCGCCUUGAUCAAUGAGCCCACGGAAGACAUGCUGGAUAAUAUCCUGCGUCUGUGCAAGGGCCCCGUCCUCAACGGCAUUAAUGCUGACAAGCAAGUCAGGAAGACCUGCUGGCUGAGCUUUGGCUCCCUGGUCCACAAGGCCUGCAAAAUCAACCAGAUCUGCUCCGAAGUCAAGAAGCAGGAAUAUUCACUGAACCUGCUGGCUGGUAUCGACCCAUCACGCACCCCAGAGGACCAGCGCAUGUGCCUCAAGGCCAUCGGCAACGCUGGCCUGAUCCUGAAGCAGACGACAGACGCCGAGACCGACUCCAUCGACAGGAUCGCUGAGAUCAUCAAGUCAAAGACCGUGGAUGUUGAUCUGCGCGUGCAGGGCAUCUACUCGCUACGCCGCCUGGCCAAGAAUGAGCCACAGAGGGUUGUGCCCCUCUUGAUGCCCUUCGUCAAGAACAUGGAGGAGGACCCCCAGGUCCGCGUCGCCGCCUACGUCAUCAUCAUGGACGCGGAGCCCAAGGCUGACGUGGUCCUGUCCAUCGUGAAUGACCUCAAGCAAGACAAGUCCAAGCAAGUGGCCAGCUUUGUCUACAGUCACCUGGAGGGGCUGGUCUCCAACUACCAAUACUGCAAGAAGAACCUGACCAAGGUUGCCAGGAAGGCACUACUGACGCUGAAGCCCAUCGUCCAAGGAGCACUGUACUCCAAGAGAUUCAUGUGGUCGCCUACCUCCUGGCAACAGAAGAUAAGUCUCAGCUCGGAAGCUUCCCUGAUCGGCACCCCUGCAUCCCCGUUCCCUGUCAGUGGCUCCGUCAAGCUGGGCGCCACCAUCCUGGACCACAGCCUCAACAUCGUGGAGGCCGGCUUCCACGCCAAGAACCUGCGAGACAUCGCUGAGAAGAUCCUGGGCAUUGCCCGGCCCGUCCGCAAGACCAAGGAGUUCAUGAAGAAGCUGAACGCCCCCCUGUCCGACAGCCGGGAGAAGUCCCCGGCCCAGAGAGACCUUGACGCUCUGGAUGGACAGCUGCGAACGACUGUGAUCGACUCCGACACCAAUGCUCUGAAGGCCUCAGGCUACUUGAAGUUCUUCGGCAACGAGCUACGAACCGUCACCGUGGACAAGCCCACUAUCUGGUCCUACCUGGAAGGCACAUCCGAGAAAAUGGUCGACAUUGAGGACAAGAUGCGCUCAGGUGAGAACCCCUACUCCUACCGCAAGCUCUUCAGCCUGGGCCGGGGCGUGCACGAGAUCCCGACAGAGAUCGGCCUGCCACUGCAGCUCUGGGUGGACUCUGCAGCCAUGGUGGCGCUGGACGUCAGCGGCAGGGCUGUCCUGACGCCCAGACUGACUGACGUUCUGAGUGACAAGGCUGUCAAGCUGGAGACGGUGGACGUGACUGGAACCGUCAAGCCAAGGGCCGCUGUUACCAUCAUGGCCAAGAUGAAAGUCUCCCUGGACAACGUCAUGUCCGGUCUGUACCUGAACGGCGCCAUGAACACAUCGGCCGUCCUCACCGGCAAGCUUAACGUCGACGUGGCCAAGAAGCUGUACGAGACUCGCUUUGACACGCCCUCCACUGAGCACCAGGCCGUCUCGCUGCGCAGCCGACCCUACACCUUCACUUACAUCGAAAAGCCAGAGCAGGAGACGAUUCAGACCCCUGAAGUUGUCCGAGAGUCCCAAGAGAACAACCGGUAUACCUUCAAUAAGAGACUGAUCAAGGGCAAGCUGAUGAGCCCCAGGCCGGUCACGAGCACCUGGAAUGUUGGCAAGGACUCUCUCGGCGUUGAGAUGGAGUUGAAGACGCGUCGCGUGCCGCGCUCCUGCAGCUUCACCUACGGCCCGACCCAUCUGAUCUUCAACGGCCCCGUGGAUGUCAACGUGACCGUCAGGCCCGGGCAGAAUGCCCCCAGGAACGUCGUCGCUUACAUGAAGCUGGAGAACGAGUUCAAGACGCAGCAGCAGUACCAAGAAUUCAAGGAGAAGUUCUUACUGAAGCAGCACUUCAUGACCGAGUCCAGCUCCGAGGAAUCGGACGAGCACGAUCACGUUAACGGCAAAGACGUGCCCAUCCCCAUGUACCAGAAGCCGCAGACGUCGUUCCGCACCGUGGGCAUGGAGUUCCUGAAGCGCUUCGAGGACUGGAAGUACGACAGUGCCAAGUGGCCGUUUACCAGGGAGGAGGUAGAGGACAGGUCACAUGACCAUACCGAGGAGGUUAUCCCAGACAGCACUAAGAGCGUGGAACUGUACCAUAUCUACUUCAACGUUACCACCAAUGGCACCCAGCCAAUCCGUGAGCUAGUUAGCCGGAUCAGUCUGGAUCAGCAGGAUGAGUUCUACAAGGCGGUGCGCUUUGAUGUUAUGACUGCCAAGAAGAUCUUCCGUCCUGAUCCGGUCCACCAGGACCAGCUCCGUGAGGAGACGGAGGACAUCCAGACACUCUGCAUCCAAGGCGAGCUUGAACACCCAGCUUACGCCGUCACCCUCCCAGAGUCUCAGAAGCUGGAGCCCAUCCAGGGCCUGCCCGACGUUCCCCUGGACCCCAAGGUCCUCUUCAAGUUCAACAGCCAGUGGGGCAAGAGCUGCCUGGACGACCAGAAGAUGCAGAUCAAGGCUCGUGUCCAGAGAUCCGAGAAGCAGCAGAGAGAGCUUUUGGAGGAGACUCCAGACAAGAUUGAAUGCCUGAAGAACAUCCGGGAGAAUAACAAGUGCUCCCAGGCUUGUAAGUCCCUGCGUAAGGAACGGGAGGAGCUGCGGGCCAUCCACGCUGAGCUGACCCACAACGAGAUGGUCAAGAAGCCGUACAAGGCCUUUUUCUACCAGGGACUCGAGAUGGUCAAGAAGCUGAUUUGGGGAAGGGUUACGACCGAGCAGGCUGAAGUCCACAACCCCGACAAGACGGCUCUGCUGACUGGUGAACUGGAGAAGACCAACAAGAAGAUGAACAUCUCCAUCAAGCACGUCCGGGGCAACGUCAAGUUUGAGCGGGUCUGGAUUCCUCAGAUCAUCCAGGACUUGAAGGUCCUCCAGCCGUACAAGCUCCAGCGGCACAUGGUCAUGAGUUAUAGCGAGGAUAUGCUCAGUGGACGCAACAUCCACCACUGCAAGUCUCUGAGGAACGACUCCAUCAUCACCUUUGACAAGAUGAUCUUCAACUACGAGCAGAGCAAGUGCGAUCACAUCCUGGCCAAGGACUGCUCCAGCAAGGAACGCUUUGUCGUCCUGUCCAGGAAACUGACCCAGACCGGCACCAAGAAGAUCAUCACCGUCUACAUCGACAACACCAAGAUCCAGUUUGUGCCCAACUUGCUGGACCAGGACAUCACCACCCUGGUCAACGAAUCCAACGAGAACCUGGAGGUGCUGCAGAAGCUCAUCGUUGAGGACGGUGUGAUCAAGAACGUGCCCAUCGACUCGCCCACCGUCCACAUCAUGGAUCUGGAGAAGCAGGAGGAGGAGUCCCUCUGGCCGGAACCCUUCAGGACGAGCAGGGAGAGGAAGCAACAGUCUUGGGACAUGCCAGAGAGCGCCAGCUCUGAGGAGGUCGAGAUGGGAAGCGAGGAGCUGCAAUACUGGGAAGACUUCAAGGACCACGUCAAGGCAGACAUUGCCAUGGCACCUCAGCAGCUCUCUGCCAAGCCCAAGACCAUUGCCAAGAUCAUCCGCAAGAAGCUGGGAGACUCCAUCAUGCUUUUUGCCCCCGAACAAGAGCUGAAGGUCUUCUUCGACGGCCACAACGUCAAGGUUGAGCUGCCUCUGAAGUACAAGGGCCUGCAUUGCGGUCUGUGCGGUGAUUUCAACGGUGAGGUCUCUGAUGAGCUGGUCGGUCCAAACAGGGAGCUGUACAAGAACCCUCAUCGCUUCGGACGUAGCUUCCAACACACCACUGAGCAAUGCGCUAAAGAGGACCAGUGUGUUCCGUCAAUGGAAUUCGCUUAUGACACCGAGAUCAGCCUGCCAGGCAACAAGAACCAGUUUGCCUGCAUCACCAAGACCCCUCUGCCCCGCUGCCUGUCGACCUGCAGGCCCUCCCAGGAGGAACCUGUAGACGUGGAGCUAGUCUGCAUCGAGCACGAGGGCACCACGGAUCCAUUCGCCACCAGUAGCCGCGACGUCCUCAUCAAGAAGUACGGAGCCAAGACGGCCGACUACAAGACAACCUUGCCGAUGGCUACUAGGUGCGCCCGCCAGAAUUAGACCCAUGCGACAAAGAUUCUUUCGUGGUCCUUGAGUAUAUAAACCGGUAACACAUGAUGGCUUAGCAUCUUAAACAAUAGAAUCUCAUCACCAGCUUUUCAGCAUGCAUGCAUAGAUCCAUGAUUUUUAAAAGCAUUUCUUUAUAUAACUCUGCCUUUGUCUGUGUGAAAUUUUGUGUAGUAUUUCUGAUUUGUAUUUAUCUGUGUGUAUCCAGUAUGGCAGAAGUGCACUUUUUGGGGCACUACUAGACCUGGUUAAAAUAUUGCACUUGUCAUUGGUUAAGUGGGUAAAGAUUUGCUUGUACAUUUGAUUUGUUGCUGUAAGGAAAGUAAAAAUGCUUUAGCUUUUAAUUAAUAAAUGAAUAAAAAAACAAAAAAUACCUGUAGACUUGUGGGUUUUAAAACCUAGUGAAGUAGAUUAAUUUUACUAGAUUUUUUUUUAUGGAGCAAAAAUAUGGUCAGUAUUAAAAUUCAAUUUGAUCAAUUUCUUCAAUUGUUGUCAAAAGCAUUUUAACCAUUCAUUUGGUGUUGAUCCAGGUGUGCCUUUUAGAGAAAAUAUUACACAAAUUAACAAAAAUUAUCACAAUCUGCAGUCUGGCUAAAACUGAUCAACAUUGAAUUCUUGUGUGAAAUAUAACAUGUGUAAUAUUAAUUUUUUAUGUAUUCAUUGAUUUUUAUGUAUUCAUUUAUUGUGUUCCUGGAAUUGUCUGUGUUUCCUUUCCCUUUUUGCUGAUAAAGUGAAUAAAUUUGAUAACCGGAUUACUUCAGCAUAAAAAA
Molecule: messenger RNA, 6528 nt
Organism: Patiria miniata (bat star)
Lineage: Eukaryota; Metazoa; Echinodermata; Asteroidea; Valvatida; Asterinidae
Product: vitellogenin-5-like
Exons: 33
Coding region: 86-5752 (1888 amino acids)
Biological process (GO): lipid transport
Molecular function (GO): lipid carrier activity
Source: RefSeq, a predicted model, not a curated record